Austrofundulus limnaeus is the source of this 1714-nucleotide messenger RNA. It is a transcript of the gene pycr3, whose product is annotated as pyrroline-5-carboxylate reductase 3. Gene Ontology annotation, biological process: L-proline biosynthetic process. The record is from RefSeq and is a predicted model, not a curated record. The transcript is spliced from 6 exons. Gene Ontology annotation, molecular function: pyrroline-5-carboxylate reductase activity. Bases 656 to 1498 code for a protein of 280 amino acids. Lineage: Eukaryota; Metazoa; Chordata; Actinopteri; Cyprinodontiformes; Rivulidae.
AGAAUCUGGUCCCGGAGGCUCAGUGCUCCACAGCUGAUGGAAAUGAGCUGAAAUCUGCUCCAACACCAGUCAGCCAAUGGGAACGGGCAUUUUGAGCACUUGUUUUGGGUGCGUUCGAUUUAAGUCACGGCAUACACAGAACACGUGAUGCGGUGCUAAAACACUCGCAAAAAAGACGAUUGAAGCUCCGCCCAUCUGAGGUAGCUGGACUGAAAAAAAAAACGAACACUCCUGUUUUUGAUCCACUGAACUGAAGCGGGACAAAGGUGGUCGCUGUACAGAUUUAAAAGAAAGGUUUUAUAUCUGUGGCUGUACUCACUGCGCCUUUAUUAUUAUUUUUAUUUUUUUAUGAAGGAGUUUGGAAAUUCAAGAAUUUAAGAAUGUAAGUUUAGCAUCUUAGCUGAAGAAGGUUUUGUUGCAAUAACCGUGAGAAAAAAAUUCGUGGAGUACACACAACCCAUCCAAUAUGGCGGCGCGCAGACGACUGAAGCUCCGCCCACCUCAGGCUGUCGGKAUAAAAACGAACACUCCUGUUUUUGAUCUGAACUGGUUGGGUUGUGUGAAGCUUCUCGUUUAAGAUUAGAUUUAAUUUUUUAGUUUUGUUUAAACAAACCGGACUUCAUCAACUCUUAAAAGUCAGUUGCUUCAGAUCAAAAUGGACCGUGACUUGGACCCGCAGCUGAAGGUGGGCUUCAUCGGAGCAGGAAACAUGGCUUUUGGCAUCGCAAAGGGCAUCUUACCUGGAAAAGUUCUUCCUGAAAACGUCACAGUCAGCGCACCUUCCUCCAGAAACCUGGAGCGUUUUCAGGAGCUCGGCAUCGCCGUCACUCACUCCAACGAGGAGGUAGUUUGUGGGUCGCAGGUGGUCUUUGUGGCGGUCAAACCCCACCUGGUUCCUUCGGUUCUGUCUGAAGUCUGUCGGCACGUCACGGACGGACACGUCAUCGUGUCGGUGGCAGCAGGAGUGACCCUGGCCACGCUGGAGGAGCUCCUCCCGGAGAACUCGGCUGUCAUCCGGCUGAUGCCGAACCUCCCGUGCGUGGUCCAAGAGGGGGCUCUCCUGUUCGCACGAGGAACCCACGCCACGCCAGAGGCCGGCGCUCUGAUCCGGUCCUUGUUGCACCACUGUGGGUUAGUGGAGGAGGGGCCCGAGGCCUGGAUAGACAUCCACACSGGGCUGAGCGGCAGCGGGGUGGCUUUCGUCUACCUGUUUGCUGAAGCUCUGGCUGAAGGAGCUGUUAAAAUGGGCAUGCCAGGUGUUCUGGCUCAGAGCAUCUCGUCUCAGACGGUUCUGGGCGCUGGGAGAUUAUUACGGGAUUCUGGGAAGCAUCCGGCUCAGCUUCGCUCCGAGGUCUGCACUCCCGGUGGAACCACCAUCCACGGGCUUCACGCGCUGGAGCAGGGGGGCCUGAGGGCGGCCGUCAUGAGCGCCGUGGAGUCGGCCACCGUGAGAGCCCGGGAGCUGGGACUGAGACCAGCUGCAGCCACCAGGAAGUGAUCCGGGAACCAGGAAGUGACGCAGUAACCAGGAAGUGAUGGAUUAUUAUUGUGUGAACGUUUCACAAUCAUUCACACUAUUCAGAUUUUUGCACGUUUGUUGUUCCUCAAUAUUUCUGCUAUUUCAACACUUCAUAUAUGAAAACGUUCAGCUCCUUCAGGACAUUCCAGCUCUGACUUCUGGUAUURCUGCUAUUUAUACUUUUUUAGCUAUUUC